GAAACCACGUGUUCAGCCUUUAUAGGAAGCCACAGAACCGAAGCAGCAUUCAGUUUUCUUUGUUACUGUCAUAAAACAAACUUGAGAUUAAUCUGUUUUGACGGUUUUUAGGUGUUCUUAGGUUUGUGGACAUUUUCUGAACAUGUCUUCAUUCAGAAAAGCGCUGAAGUCCCGACAGAAGAACCACCAUGAGAGAUCUCAGCCUGGUUUCAGGAAAACUAUGGGUUUGUUGGAAAAGAAGAAAGACUACAAACUCAGAGCAAAUGACUAUCAUAAGAAACAAAACACCCUGGCUGCUCUGCGAAAGAAAGCAUUGGAGAAAAACCCAGAUGAGUUUUACUUCAACAUGAUCAGCACCAAACUGGAGGAUGGAGUUCAUGUGAUGAAGAAACCUGAGGAGGAGGUGACGGAGGAGCAGAAGAAAUUGAUGAGGUCGCAGGACAUAAGAUAUGUGGAGAUGAAACGGGUUGCAGAGGCCAAGAAAAUAGAGAGGCUGAAAGGAGAGCUCCAUCUUUUGGAUGCAGAGGGCAAACAAAAGAACAAGCACACUUUUUUCGUUGAUUCCAAAAAGGAAGUGCAGACAUUUGACCUGGCCAGCCACCUCAACACUGCUCCAGAGCUGGUGAACCGAGUGUACAACAGACCAACACUGCAUACACUGGAGACCAAGAGCAUCAAAGGAGCCGUGGAGCCAGAAAAUAUAAUGAAGCUGGCCAGACAGAGAAAGCAUCAGUAUAAAAUCCUUUCCCAGAGAAUUGACAGAGAGAAGAAAAUGUUUGUCAUCAGCCAGAAAAUCCAGACCCGGAAAGAUCUGCAGGACAAAAACAAAAAAGUGAAGGUGAAAAAGGAGACACAGCUUACUGCAGCUAUUUACAAGUUUGAGUCCAAGAGGAAACGCUAAGGAAGGACUAUUUGGAAGGCUGAGGACAACCUGAGUUUUGGGAUAGGACACCUACAAAAUAAUAAACUCAAAUUGAUCCCAGCAGUUGCAGGUGAUUGUGAUUCUUUUCCACUGAAUUGUUUCAGUGGUGCUGUUUUGUGCAUUUUAGUUUUUUUUCAAAUAAACUUGCUUAUUGAUUUGUCUCCUUCA
This is a messenger RNA of Girardinichthys multiradiatus, 1090 nucleotides long. It is a transcript of the gene utp11, whose product is annotated as UTP11 small subunit processome component. The record is from RefSeq and is a predicted model, not a curated record. Lineage: Eukaryota; Metazoa; Chordata; Actinopteri; Cyprinodontiformes; Goodeidae. The coding region runs from base 143 to 901 and encodes 252 amino acids. The transcript is spliced from 8 exons. Gene Ontology annotation, biological process: rRNA processing. Gene Ontology annotation, cellular component: small-subunit processome; nucleolus.